GCGGCCUACAUAUCGAUGAGUUUUCAACAUCGCAACCUUAUUUGCCCAUCACUAUCCACACCACAAUCCAUUCUUGGAGCGAGCCGUCGAAUCGGAUAAAAAUAUUUAUUUAUUUCGCACCGAAAUCAAAACUAAAACUAACUGCAAUUAUAUACGCUAAAUUGAUCCCAACAAUCAGGCGAUGGCUGUGCAAUAACAAACGAGAUGCAUAACAUGACUUCCAGUUAGAUUUAAUCACUUUCACUCUUGCCACAGCUGAGAAAUCAUCGCGGGAGAAAGACAAAAAAAAGAAGAGAAAAAAGCAAAAGUGAAGAAAAUACAAAAAAAAAAAUCCUAAACUGCUCCAAUGAGUGUUCGUCUUCUGUUUGUGGGCAAUUAACUGGCUGUGAUUCACUUGGCCAAGGGGCAAGUGAGCAACAGCAACAAGGACAACAGGAACAACGAGAACAACAACAAUAAUAUACAAAAAUACACUGUGAGAAAAGAUCAGUGGGAAUAGCAUGGGCAACGAGGACAUUCAUCGACGCCGGCAGACACCUUGCGGCUGCUGCAUGUCCGUAUUCAAGUGGAUACCCGUCCUCUUCAUAUUCGCCGUCAUCGGCUGGUCCUACUACGCCUACGUGGUGGAGCUAUGUGUUCUGAACACGGAGAAUCGCAUUGCGAUGGUAUUUAUGCUGUUGUUUUACCAUGUUGCCCUCGUUCUAUUUCUCUGGUCGUAUUGGCAAACCAUUAACACAUCGGUCGGCCGCGUGCCGGAUCUGUGGCGCAUACCAGACGAGGAAGUGAAUCAUCUGUUUCGAGCUGACAACACGGAGACACAAAAGCGGAUUUUAAACAACUUUGCACGCAAUUUGCCAGUCACAAAUCGCACAAUGAAUGGCUCUGUGCGGUUCUGCGAGAAGUGCAAGAUCAUCAAACCGGAUCGAUCGCAUCAUUGCAGCGUCUGCAGUUGCUGUGUGCUCAAAAUGGAUCAUCAUUGUCCCUGGGUGAACAAUUGCGUUAACUUUAACAACUACAAGUUUUUCGUAUUGUUCUUGGGCUAUGCUCUGAUCUACUGUCUGUAUGUUGCUCUAACUACGCUGCAUGAUUUCGUACAGUUCUGGAAGGGUCAGCUUACCGGCACCGGAAUGGGUCGCUUUCACAUACUCUUCUUGUUCUUCAUAUCGAUCAUGUUUGCCAUUAGUUUGGUGAGCCUGUUUGGAUAUCACAUCUACCUGGUGCUCGUCAAUCGCACCACAUUGGAGGCUUUUCGAGCGCCCAUCUUUCGUGUUGGGGGACCGGAUAAGAAUGGCUAUAAUCUGGGUCGUUAUGCCAAUUUCUGCGAGGUCUUUGGCGAUAAAUGGGAGCUCUGGUUUCUGCCCGUAUUCACCAGUAAGGGUGAUGGAUUGAGCUACCCUACGGCCAACGAGCAAAUGGGGAACGGCAACGCCAACGGUCAGCGCUAUGAGGCCAUGGGCCAAACAACAACAGCAACAACAGCAAACGUCGGCAGCAACAGGUUAGAGGGGCAACCAACAGAUAAGUUGAUUGAAGCUAUUCCACUCAAUAAUCAUCAUCCUCACGUGGAGCUAGAGAACGGUCAAUCAUCUAGCAACAAUCAUCCACUUAUCCCGUCUAGUCAAAUCAUUGUCAACGUUGAGCAAGCAGCAGCGAAAUUGGAUCCCAAUCACCACUCCGGCACUGCCAUCGAUAUGAUCGGUGAUCGGAUGGCGCCUUUCACAGCCAAGGAAACAAACGGCGCACCACCAUCGAGUCCUGCCAACCACAUCGUGUAAAAACAAUGCAUUCAAUUUAUAGCCAGAGUAGCAAGCAAGUUCCCAAGAUGUGUUGUGUUAGCUGCCAGUGCUUUGUUAAUGUUUAUUUAAUAUACUCGUAAGUUGUAUGAAGGACCUAA
Molecule: messenger RNA, 1894 nt
Organism: Drosophila grimshawi
Lineage: Eukaryota; Metazoa; Arthropoda; Insecta; Diptera; Drosophilidae
Product: palmitoyltransferase ZDHHC20-B
Exons: 7
Coding region: 501-1775 (424 amino acids)
Biological process (GO): peptidyl-L-cysteine S-palmitoylation; synaptic vesicle maturation; protein targeting to membrane
Cellular component (GO): endoplasmic reticulum; Golgi apparatus
Molecular function (GO): protein-cysteine S-palmitoyltransferase activity
Source: RefSeq, a predicted model, not a curated record